AUGCCUUUUCGAUUCACCCCACUGCUCCGCCAGAGGCUCUUCACCACAUCUACGCGCGCCCGCAAUGCUAUUGCCAUUGGUGAUGUUGCCACUGAGGAACUAGCGGCGGCCACCAAGGCUGUUCCCAAGCUGGGAAGAAUCGCCAAAUGGUAUCUCCCUUCGAUGGCCAUCGCCGCCGUGGGCAUGAUGUACAUCCCAGCCAGCCUAUACGUUCCUCGCGCGGAGCCAAAGCCCCGCUCCGUCACCCUUGACGCUGCCAACCGUCACAUUGGUUACAGCAUCACCACUGCUCUCAACGAGUCCAACCGCGCUGUCCACGUGCCCGUCGAGCUUACUCAGGAGCAAAAGAACCAAGCACUCAUGGACCUGUAUGGCGAGCGAUCCAGCCUGGAGGACAUGGAGCGGGCCAUUGCCGGUAUGGAGACACGAGCGACAAGCCAAAAGGACAGGAAUGCAGCACUCGAGGCAGCCUAUGGCGACAGGAGCAGCCUCAAGGACCUCGAGAGGGCCAUGCAGAUCUACGAAGUCCAGUGA
Molecule: messenger RNA, 534 nt
Organism: Ascochyta rabiei
Lineage: Eukaryota; Fungi; Ascomycota; Dothideomycetes; Pleosporales; Didymellaceae
Exons: 1
Coding region: 1-534 (177 amino acids)
Source: RefSeq, a predicted model, not a curated record